AUGGCCAACCUUACAACACUUGAUCUAGCAUCAAGUGACAUCAAUCGAGGAGGAAUUGCAGACAAUGUGUUCACAGGUCUAACAGAUUUAAAAACUCUUAAUCUCCUGCAAUCAUAUUGGAUAUUUAACAGAUGUUAAAGUAAUCCCUCCACCCUUCUCUCACCUGCUAUCUCUGGUUAACCUGAAAAUCCACAGUCAGGGUUUGUAUUAUCUACCAUCCAACUUUCUUGAAGGUCUGACAUCUUUAUCAUCACUUGGAGCCAGUCAUCUUUUUAACAAAGUCCUUUUAAAAAUGUCCCUGCAUCCAGACACAUUCAUUUAUACACCCAAGUUGGAGUACCUUGACUUCAACAAGAUUAACUUUGUCACCCACCCUCCAGAGUUGUUUCACCCAAUCCCAAGGCUCAAAAGACUCCACCUGUCCGAAUGUCAACUUCAGUCCUUAGAUUUCCUCAUAGGAGCCAACCUAACUGAAGUAGAAUUUUUGCAAGUGAACCAAAAUGAGACAGUGAUACAUACUCUCCCUGCCUUGAUUUACCUGGACAUGAGAAAUAACCCUUUCAGCUGUGACUGCAGCAAUGCUUGGUUCAUCCAGUGGGUGAAGAAGAACAGCCAGACACAGGUUAUUGAUGCCCAUGAGUUUGUCUGCACAUAUCCAAAGGAUCUUCACGGUACUAAACUGUUAGACCUUGACAGCCACUCCUGUUCAGUAGACAUACUGUAGACUUCUUCUACUUUAUCUCCACCACUUCUCUGGUCCUCUGCACCCUGUUGGGGUCUUUUAUCUACCAUUUCCUGAGAUGGCAGGUGGUCUAUGCCUACUACCUCUUGCUGGCUUAUCUCCAAGACACCAAGAGGAGGAACAGUUGUGUGCCUCAUCAGUAUGAUGCCUUUGUCUCCUACAAAACCCAUAAUGAGCUCUGGGUUCUGAGGGAACAGUCAGUAUCUGGUGUGGCAACAAGCUGCAUUAAGUACUGUAGUGCAUCUCCUCCUCAUGGACUGUACCAGAUUUGCCAGUUCUUGCUGUGAGAUGUUACCCCACUCUUCCACCAAGGCACCUGCAAGUUCCCAGACAUUUCUGGGGAGAAUGGCCCUAGCCCUCACCCUCCGAUCCAACAGGUCCCAGACGUGCUCAAUGGGAUUGAGAUCCGGGCUCUUCGCUGGCCAUGGCAGAACACUGACAUUCCUGUCUUGCAGGAAAUCACGCACAGAACGAGCAGUAUGGCUGGUGGCAUUGUCAUCCUGGAGGGUCAUGUCAGGAUGAGCCUGCAGGAAGGGUACCACAUGAGGGAGGAGAAUGUCUUCCCUGUAACGCACAGCGUUGAGAUUGCCUGCAAUGACAACAAGCUCAGUCCGAUGAUGCUGUGACAAACCGCCCCAGACCAUGACGGACCCUCCACCUCCAAAUCGAUCCCACUCCAGAGUACAGGCCUCAGUGUAACAUUCCUUCCUUCAACGAUAAAAACGAAUCCGACCAUCACCCCUGGUGAGACAAAACCGUCACUCGUCAGUGAAGAGCACUUUUUGCCAGUCCUGUCUGGUCCAGCAACGGUGGGUUUGUGCCUAUAGGCGACGUUGUUGCUGGUGAUGUCUGGUGAGGACCUGCCUUACAACAGGCCUACAAGCCCUCAGUCCAGCCUCUCUCAGCCUAUUGCGGACAGUCUGCAUUCAAUACCCAGUCGAUCACAAUUCCCAGUGGGCUAAACUGGUGGCAAUAACAUAGUUAGGAUCUCUUUUAUGAUAUCAUGGUCAGGUUGCAUACUGGUUGUGUAGGGAAGUUUUUUUAAAAACCAGAAACAUUUAUUUAACUGGUUGUAAUCUGUAAUCUGAAAAGGCAUGUGUCUGUACAUGCAACUUGUAUUUACUAAGUAUUUAUUUGCAAUUGUGUUCCACAGGCAAACCCAUUAUAGACAACAUCACAGAUGCCAUCUACAGGAGCAGAAAGACCAUCUGUGUGAUCAGCCGUCGUUACCUGGAGAGCGAGUGGUGCUCCAGAGAGAUCCAGGUGGUGAGGUGGGUCUAAUGUCCUAAUCAGACUGGGGUGACUCGAACAGGUAUCAAACCCAAGUCUUUUGGAACCUCAAGACUGUUCUCUCUGUACCCUUUGGAGUUAAGAAAGACUACGCCCUCCCCUACACACAUACACACUCACCUAAUCUAACUACGGUCUCCUCUGGUCUCUCCAGCUUCCGUCUGGAAGGACGUGUUGAUGCUGGUCCCAGCCCAGCAGCUCUCUCCAUACCACCGCAUGAGGAAGCUGCUUCAGGGUGGCUCUGGAGACCAAGGACUGCCCUGCUGAAGAGAACCCCAUCCUCACUGGGGUGGAGAGGCCAUGAUGAAGGCAACCACAUCUAA
Molecule: messenger RNA, 2355 nt
Organism: Coregonus sp. 'balchen'
Lineage: Eukaryota; Metazoa; Chordata; Actinopteri; Salmoniformes; Salmonidae
Source: the annotation of a GenBank genome assembly